Molecule: messenger RNA, 1194 nt
Organism: Caenorhabditis remanei
Lineage: Eukaryota; Metazoa; Nematoda; Chromadorea; Rhabditida; Rhabditidae
Exons: 2
Coding region: 1-1194 (397 amino acids)
Cellular component (GO): membrane
Molecular function (GO): G protein-coupled peptide receptor activity
Source: RefSeq, a predicted model, not a curated record
AUGGAGACCGAAGUGGUUAUGGUAUACCCAUGGCACUUCACGGACCAUGCCAGGUGUAUCAAGAAUAAUUGGUUCAAGCUGAAAACUAAAUGGUUACGCCAGGUUCUUUGCGUGUUCUCGGUGCAUUUCAAUAGAAUCUCCAUCUUUACUCUCUACAACAAUUGUGUGCAUCUCUCAGUGAUUUGUAUCUUGAUAAACCUAUUACAUCUCUUCGUUCUUACUCGAAAGCCAUUGAGAUCCUCCCCCAUCUAUAUUAUCCUGACAACAAUUGCUAUUCUCGAUAUCAUCUCCCUAUCCUAUGAUGUUCAUAUGGAGAUCGCCGAGUUUUAUAAAGUGAUGAAAGUGUGCUACCCGAAAGAAACUGAUUAUAACAUUCUCCUCAUUAAAAAUAUUAUGGAAUUCAUCAGGAACUACACCAGACGCUGCUCAACAUGGCAUAGUUUCAGUAUUGCUCUGAUUCGAACCUUGAUAAUAAAAAACCCAAUUAACCCAAAAUUCGAGAUCCUUUCUAAACCAAAAAUUGCGUUCUACGUUAUCCCUACUAUCCUAAUAUUGUGUGCUCCUAUUCAUCUCAUGGAUAUUUACAAAUACGAAAUUGAAAUCUACGAUGAACAUUACAAAUGCACACAGUACCCUGAGUACACAACUUAUUUCUAUGGUAAUACGGUGUCUGCAAUGUUUCAAAAGGAUGAUAAUCGGAUUCAAAAAAUCAAUAGGACAAUUGACGCUAUAAUUUCUAAAUUCAUCCCUUGCCUCCUAUUCCCCAUUGUCACCAUCAUCCUGGUCAUCGAAAUCCGGAAGGCAGAUAUCCAGAAGCAAAGAAUGGCAAAGUCCUCGAAUGAAUCUAAGAAAGCGUCAAUUGAAUCGAGAAACACUUCCAGAUUAGUGUUAUUUCUGACACUCCCAUUCUUCAUGGCUGAACUUCCACUUGGCAUUAUUUUCAUGAUUAGUCCGAUGGAUAUUUUCAGAAAGGCUAUCGGAUUCACCCUUUUUAUGGAGGGGCUCGAAAAAUUCUUCUCAUUUAUUCUCUCGGGGACCACCGCCACUCAUAUGAUUGUUUGUCUGUUCAUGUCUGCACAAUAUCGGAAAAUUGUGUGGUCUUUUGUGAGAUGUGGUUAUACUGUUACGGAAAAGAAAUCGGAAAUGGUGGUUCAGGUUCAUAGCCAGAAAAUGUUGUCGGCAAGGACUGUCUAA